Messenger RNA from Eurypyga helias (sunbittern), 465 nucleotides. It is a transcript of the gene CNPY1, whose product is annotated as canopy FGF signaling regulator 1. NCBI's taxonomy places the organism in Eukaryota, Metazoa, Chordata, Aves, Eurypygiformes, Eurypygidae. The annotation marks the transcript as partial. The transcript has 4 exons. Gene Ontology annotation, cellular component: endoplasmic reticulum. The record is from RefSeq and is a predicted model, not a curated record.
AUGCGUGUUUGCUGGCAGCUGGGAACCAGUGCUGCCUCCUCCAGCACCGACGGUGCCGACUUUGCAUUGUACCCCCCAGAACCUGCUCACCUGUCUAUUUACACUGUCGAUACAAAUCAACUCAAGAGCAGAUGUCUUGCUUGCGAGGCACUGUUGUAUGACAUUAAGAAGGUGAAUCCAAAGAGGACCAUAGAUGUAGGGUCAUUCCAAGUAAACCCUGACGGGACACAAGAGAGGAGUAAGUGGGAAAGUAUCGUAGAAGAGUAUGAAGAUGAAAUAUUCUCACUUAUCGCCCAAGAGGCAGACUAUCUAGCUGACAAGCUGUGCAGUGAAAAAUCAGGGUGCAAUAUGCUGGGGUUUGUUUUCCAAGGUCGAUCCAUGGCCAACACCAUCCACGGCAGCACCAGCGAGUACCCAAAGCCAGAUGUGACACCCACCUGGACAGCAGCGGGUUCGCCACGAGAG